AUGGGAUAUAAUAGAAGAGGUAAUCAUCAUAGCAGCAAGCAAACAUAUAUCCAAGAAAAAAAUAUACAAUACAGCAACAAACAGAAGAAGCAGUCAAAAAGAACAACAACAAGAGGAAAACAUCAUAAAGCUUCAAAGAGAGAAGGUGCAAAACUGCCAAAACUACAGAAACAAUGGUCAAGUGCCUGGACAGAAGACAUGAAGGAGUUGACAGAAGCUAUUACAAGAAAAAAAGAAGAAAAAAUGAGAACAAAGACCAGAAUACAAAUAGAAAAAAAUAUAGACAAAAGAUAUUUAUUAAACAAGAAGAAGAAGAGACAACAUUAUAAGAAACAGUUUAGAAAAAGAAAUACUAAAUUAGAAGAGAUGUUAGAAAGGUGGAAAGAAGUAUACAAACCACAAGAACAU
This is a messenger RNA of Racocetra persica, 408 nucleotides long. NCBI's taxonomy places the organism in Eukaryota, Fungi, Glomeromycota, Glomeromycetes, Diversisporales, Gigasporaceae. The record is from the annotation of a GenBank genome assembly.